Plasmodium cynomolgi strain B is the source of this 1908-nucleotide messenger RNA. Its product is annotated as ubiquitin activating enzyme. Gene Ontology annotation, cellular component: cytoplasm; SUMO activating enzyme complex. Gene Ontology annotation, biological process: protein sumoylation. Gene Ontology annotation, molecular function: SUMO activating enzyme activity. The transcript has 2 exons. The coding region runs from base 1 to 1908 and encodes 635 amino acids. The record is from RefSeq and is a predicted model, not a curated record. Lineage: Eukaryota; Apicomplexa; Aconoidasida; Haemosporida; Plasmodiidae.
AUGCACCGCACGCUGCGAAAAAUCUUCGACCGCCAAACAUGCGAUAAGAUAGAGAGCAUGAAGAUCCUGCUCGUGGGGGCAGGCGGAAUAGGCAGUGAAUUCCUAAAAAACAUAAUCACCAUAGGAUGUAGAAAUAUCGAUAUAGUAGACAUCGACACAAUUGACAUCACCAACUUGAACAGACAAUUCUUGUUUAAGAAGGAUGACGUGAAGAAAUACAAGUCCUUUGUCGCCAAAGAGAGGGCUCUCCAGCACAACAAAGGCUUAAAUAUUAACGCCUACACAUUCGAUGUGUGCACCAUGAAGAGUAGUGACAUAGCAAAGUACGACUACGUUGUUAAUGCCCUGGAUAAUAUUAAGGCUAGAAAAUACGUAAACAAAUUAUGCGUAAUGGAGAAAAAAGUUUUAAUUGAAGCAGGUAGCACAGGGUAUAAUGGUCAGGUAUAUCCUAUUCUUGCAAAUGAAACAAAGUGUUACAACUGUGAGGAGAAACCAAAAAAUAAGACAUAUGCCAUUUGCACGAUUAGGCAAACCCCAUCAUUACCUGAACAUUGCGUAGCAUGGGGAAGACUCAUUUUUGAGACGUUUUUUUGCAAAAGUGAUAAUGAGACUUUGAUUGAUAUUAAGAAUCAUGUUGAGGAAGAAUCCAAAAAGAGGAAUAUGGAUCAGUUUCAAAUCAUCACCUUCAUUUUUAACUACCUUUUUUAUGACACCAUUAAGGAGCUGGCUGCGCUGAAGAAGGACUACGUCACGGAGCCAAUCCCCAUACUGUUCAAGGGGACUGCAAAGGAGGACCAAUGUGGUGAGACGGAACAGGAGGGAGCUGACGACGCCCCCAGUGGAGCAGCCCCCCCCAAUGUGAGCGGCCAGGACGAAGCGCAUAAACACAAGGAAACCGAACCAGCGGCCAUCACCCUGUGCUCUCAAAACAUAUGGAAACAAGAUGAGUGCAUCAAAAUGUACACAGAAACAUUCGCAAAAUUGUAUAGCUACUUAAACAUAAAUAAACAAACGGAGGAGUACCUGGUGUUUGAUAAGGAUGACGAUGACUGCAUCAAUUUCAUAACAGCCAUUUCGAAUUUACGUAUGAUGAAUUUUUCCAUUAAGCAGAAAAGCAAAUUUGAUGUGCAGUCCAUUGCGGGGAAUAUCAUUCCGGCCAUUUCGUCUACCAACGCGAUUGUGGCCUCGCUGCAAGCAACGCAACUCAUUCACGUUAUUGAGCAUUUGGAACGUGUGAAGGAGUCAGACAAGGUGGUCACAAUAAACAGUUUAAGGGACAGCAAGGCAAAGCACGUGUGGGUCAAAAGUAUCGUCAGCGGAAAUAAAAUGUUUUCACGCGGAAAUAUUGUGAACGCCGAAAAUUUGGAACCUCCCAACCCUAGCUGCUAUAUAUGCCAACAGCCGAUGAUAGAUAUUUAUAUCAAAAGUUUUAGCGAAAUGACGCUGUACGAUUUUGUAAAAAAUGUGUGCACAAAUGAGUUGGCCUUUUUGUACCCCUUCCUGGACAAGCAGGAUAGAAACAUAUUUGACUAUGACUCCUUUUUGGAGAACGACGACGAGUACAUAAAGGGGUUGUAUAACUCGCUCAGUGAGUGGGACAUUAAAAAUGAUGAGAUUCUUAUUUUGACGGACUUUCAGAAUGAUAAGGACCAGCUGGAGAUUCACCUGAAGGAGGAUCCCACCCUGCAGGCACCCUACGACAUAAAGCAGAAAGUUGUCAAGAAAAGGAAAGUGGAGGAGCUGCGUGGGCCAGAGGCGCCGACCCCCAGCACAAAAAAAAGGAAACACAUAAACCAGGAGGAAGAGCCCCUGAACGAUAAAAAAAAGGCGCGCACCCAGAACAAGGUAGAAGAAAUCGUCAUCGAUGACGAAGAGUGUGUGAACGAUAAUUUGGUGCUAAUCGAUUGA